Molecule: messenger RNA, 879 nt
Organism: Fomitopsis serialis
Lineage: Eukaryota; Fungi; Basidiomycota; Agaricomycetes; Polyporales; Fomitopsidaceae
Exons: 11
Coding region: 1-879 (292 amino acids)
Source: RefSeq, a predicted model, not a curated record
AUGUCCCAGUAUGCUACGGCAGACCUUGUCACUUUGUAUCAGCAAAAUUUUCAGUACGACUGCGCCCAAGCAGCAAUCAUCGCUGUUCUCACCUACGAGUACGCAAUCACGUUGCAAGAUGAGGCUCAGUUUGUUUGGGGAAGGAGGGCGACGUCAACGGGCAUAUGCUGCUUAAAUCGUCUGAUCAUGAUUGGUCUUAUUGUGGCGAACAUGCUAGAUAUGUACCAAUGGACAACGAACGCAUUGCCGGGACGUUUCCCUGUCGUACGUCGCUCUGGAACUUAUGACGUACCUAGAGUGGGCGGGUGGUUCGCCGCCGCCAUAACCUUGGCCUUCGCUUUGGUUCCUGUGGCAUACAACCUCUUCGCUUGUAGUCGCCUCAUAUACUUAGCGGUGGAAAUAAUACCGGGGCUGACGGUAUGCACCCCGGUGAACAAGCUUUCGGUUUCUGUUGAGCGCAAGUGUGCUUGUCACACGAAUAUUCGCCAUCGCAUCCGAUUUGGUGGUGUUAUCGGUCACCAUAUGGAGAUCCUACGACUCUGCGUCUGGGUCUCCGUGCCAGGGGUCGAAGCAAACUCUGAUGGGGGUGCUUCUCAGAGACGGGGCGAUCUACUUCAUCUGUUCAUGGAUUACGUCGCGUCGAUUGAUGUCGGCGCAGCAUUCAUAGUCCCUGCUAUGACGAUCCUCAUAUCCCGGUUCAUACUCGAUAUACGCAAGACCGGGUUGUCGCGGGAAAGCGAUACGGAGCUCACCACGUACACCGACACAGGGUAUCCAGACUCCUCCAGGGGCCUGUUCACGACGAGGGUCGACUUCUACGGUGCAAGAGCAACAGAGUUGGAUUCAGAUCCAGAUCCAACGGGCUGCGAGGAUGUAUGA